GGGAGGCGGGUCUUCGUUCUGCGCUUUGCACAAAGUCUCAGUUUGGAGCUGCGCGAUUUCAUCUUUUCCUUCCCCUUUCUCUUUCAGGAAGGGGAGGGCUGUGCGCAUGCUCGCUUUGAGGUGACCUCAAAUGUGCUGCCGGUUGUCCGGAAGCCUGUGGAGGGCGAAGAACCCUGGACUGUGAGUUGGCUCCCUGUGGUACGUGAAACCCGCUAUGUCUUGGCAGGGGAAGGGAGAUGGAGUAGGGACCGAUACUGGUUGUCUGUGAGGCCCGCGAGGCCCAAGCCCUGGUUGGCCUCAUGACCCCAGCAGGACAACAGCCCCGAGUAGAAUGGCCGACGUGCCGUUCGGGCCGCGCUUCUACACUCUGCUGGUUUUGGUGUCAAAGAACAUUCAAGAUGGCUGCAGCAUCAGGGAAGGGAUCUAUACGGAAAGCAAAAUCAUUUACUGUAAAGACGGUGCUAAAUAACCCGUAUGCUGUCAACUGGACUACUCUGGACAGAGAUGAUAUGCACUUCAUUUUACAGACACUAGAAGAAAGAUUUAAACAUGUUGGACUUCAAAAGAUUGAGAAUCCAAAGAAGAAAAAACGGCCUAUUUCAAAACGACAAACUAAAGAAAAGGAUUCUAUUGAUAAUGAUGAAGUUCCAAAGAAAAAAGAAACAGAAGUUAGCCAGAAAGUACCUGGAUGGACUCCUAUACAUGUGAGGAAACAACUUGCCAUUGGGAUUAAUGAAGUCACCAGAGCGCUAGAAAAAAAUGAACUGCUUUUAGUGUUAGUGUGCAAAUCUGUCAAACCUGCUAUGAUGACCUCCCACCUGAUUCAGUUGAGUGUCAGCAGAGCUAUCCCAGCUUGCCAGGUUCCACGCCUUAGUGAAAGCAUUGCACCCGUUAUUGGUUUAAAGUGUGUCUUAGCUCUGGGUUUCAAAAAGAACACUGAAGCCUUUGUUGAAGAACUAAAAGCUAUAAUUCCCAGGGUGCCUAGUUUGCAUGUGCCCUGGCUUCAUGACAAAACUAAAGAUUCCCUGGAAGAUACAGACAUUGAAACUUUGGAAACUCAAGAUGCAAAUGUUUUAGAAACCUCCUUUGAAGAGCUUACUAAAAAUAAGCGAAAGCUUGUUGAAUGUCAGCAAGAUACUUCUGCUGUAACUUUACAGCCCCUAAAAAUAAAGAAACUAAUUCCAAAUCCCAAUAAGAUAAAGAAACCAUCAAAAAAUAAAAAAACUACUUUAAAGUAACAUGUGAAACAUAACUUGAAAACAUCUUUUCACAAUUGAAACUAAUUUCUAAUAAAAUGAAUUACUUUUA
This is a messenger RNA of Monodelphis domestica (gray short-tailed opossum), 1308 nucleotides long. RefSeq names its product ribonuclease P/MRP subunit p38 (gene RPP38). The record is from RefSeq and is a predicted model, not a curated record. Gene Ontology annotation, biological process: tRNA 5'-leader removal. Gene Ontology annotation, cellular component: nucleolar ribonuclease P complex; ribonuclease MRP complex; fibrillar center. Gene Ontology annotation, molecular function: ribonuclease P RNA binding; ribonuclease P activity. Lineage: Eukaryota; Metazoa; Chordata; Mammalia; Didelphimorphia; Didelphidae.